Molecule: messenger RNA, 9873 nt
Organism: Sinocyclocheilus rhinocerous
Lineage: Eukaryota; Metazoa; Chordata; Actinopteri; Cypriniformes; Cyprinidae
Product: FRAS1-related extracellular matrix protein 2-like
Exons: 25
Coding region: 156-9524 (3122 amino acids)
Biological process (GO): anatomical structure morphogenesis; cell communication
Cellular component (GO): membrane
Source: RefSeq, a predicted model, not a curated record
CAUCCUGGCGCGUGUGUGGGAUUUCUCAACUCUCUUUAUUUGUCUCCUCUUCCCUCUUGGAUGUAAAGCAUAAUAGCGGAAAACCCCAUCGAUCUCCAUUUCGAUAUCUCAUUUGCCUAAGAACCUCCUGUGGCUGUGUACACUGCGCGUUCAGCAUGGAACUUCAUAGAUUUUUCAUUCUCUUGCUUUCAUUGACAGGUCGUUCAGCGCGAGGAGUUGAAACGCACGGAUUGUCGUACGCGAACACGCCAGAACUCUCGGAGGACGCGAUACUGGUGGCAAACAACGGCAUACACGUGCCUUUCGGGAGAUCUGUUUACAUCGAUCCGAUCAACGACUUGGUCAUUGAAGUUCAGCCUGGAGACAGGUGCGUUAUUACCGUUCUGGAUAAUGAUCCGCUGUCUCAGAGACCGGGACAUGUGUCUCCUAAAAAGUUCCCGUGUGAAUUUGGUCCUAACGAUGUGAGAUACUCUCAUUUCGGUUCUAGGAGCCCUGCGAGUGACAGGGUGAAGCUGCAACUCAGGUAUGACACUCAGACUGAAACUAUUAUCAUCCCCUUUAUGCUAGAGGUGGAGGUUGUUUUCACACAAUUGGAGAUUGUUACUAAGAACAUGCCUCUUAAUGUUGAUAAACUGCGUGGGACUAGUAAUCCAAUCGGCAGAAAGGUUUUAGACUUCACCUAUGAUAAAACCUCAGAACAAUGUGAGGUAACAUCGCUGGCAGCCAGCAGUGCGCUUCCAAGGUAUGGUAAAGUUGUUGAUGAGAUCAAACUGGAGAAAAUGAUGGAUUGUGAUCUGUUUCUCAAAUCAUAUAUCCGCUAUGAGCACACAUCUACCCACAAGUCCCCUAAUAAGGAUUACAUCCCAAUGGUUGUGGAGCUACGGAGCAAAGAAAAUAAUUUACUGAAACAAGAGUUUUUCCAUGUGAUGAUUCGGAUAAAAGAGGGUGAAGAAAACACUCCCCCCAGACCGAGUUUUGUGGCUAUGAUGAUGAUGGAAGUUGAUCAGUUUGUUAUGACGGCUUUAACUCCUGAUAUGUUGGCUGCGGAGGAUACAGAAUCCAAUCCUGAUGAUCUCAUUUUCAACAUCACUUCUCCUCUGUCCUUUGAGGAGGGCUAUAUUGUGAGUACAGAUGAUAGGAAUUUACCUAUCACAUCCUUUUAUCAAAGGGAUCUCAAAGAUCUGAAAAUAGCAUACAAACCUCCCUCUUUGGACUCGGAUACCGAGAGGAUCUUUCAAAUAGAGUUUGAGGUCAUAGACACAGAUGGUGGCAUUUCAGAUCCUUUUGCAUUCAUGAUUGUUGUGAAGCCCAUGAAUACAUUAGCGCCAGUAGUCACUAAGAAUACUGGCCAGCUUUUAUAUGAAGGCCAGUCUAGGUCUUUGUUUACUCAGAACAAUUUAGAAAUAAGUGAUGAAGACAACCUGGACAGUGUGAGGAUAACGGUGGUUGAUGGACUGCGUCACGGUCACUUAACUGUUCUAGGCACCAACAAGAAGUAUUUUACGCCAGCUGAUCUGGAGGUCGGCAUUGUGGUUUACCAGCAUGAUGGCAGUGACACAUACAGUGAUAAUAUAAUAUUCAGAAUGUCAGAUGGCAAGAAUGAAGUUGAGUUUUUGUUCCCCAUCACAAUUGUACCCACAGAUGAUGAGCCACCCAUCAUAAAUGCUAACACUGGGCUGAUUUUAUUCAAAAAUCAGAUGGUGCCCAUUUCACAGCUCAUGCUCAGUGCAGCAGACAUCGACUCUGAAGAUUCCACCAUUAAAUUUACAAUCGAGCCUCCAUUUUCUGCUAUUGGCGAGGUCGUGGUGAGGCAAUCUGAAGCACCCGAGGACCCAUCCUCCUGGAAAUUUAAUGCAGAAGAUGGUGUAUAUGAGAAAGUUGUGACACAGUGGCUCCAGAAAGAUAUUACAGAUGAAAAGCUCUUCUAUAGGCACAUAGGUCCACACAUCACAGAUGCAGUAACUGAUCAGUUCGUUUUUAGAGUACAAGAUGAUGCCGAUCCUCCCAACCAAUCUGGUGAGAAUUCAUUCAUUAUUAAAAUUUUACCUAUUGAUGAUAUUCCACCCGUGCUGUUCCCAGGCACUACUUUGCAGAUGACAGUACAUGAGUACCAGCUGACUAAUUUCAACAAGAAUGUUCUUCGUUAUACUGACUUGGACUCUGAAGACCGUGACCUGAAGUAUACAAUAACUCAACUGCCAACUGACACAGAUGAGAAUAAUCCCAUUAAAUUUGGGUCUAUUGUUUUGACUGACAGCCCCGAUACUGACGUAACAGAAUUUACCCAAGCGCAAAUUAACCAUCAUAAGAUUUCCUACAGCCCACUAGACCUUGAGCUUGGCAUCACACCUCAUGUGGUGCAGUUCCAUUUCACAGUAGAGGACACUACUGGAAACAGUGCUAAUGGAGUUUUUACAAUUUUCCUGCAGCCUGUGAACAACAAACCUCCACAGAUAACGAACACUGGAUUCACUGUCCUUGAGAGAAGGGUGCAUGUCAUCACGAGUGCUGAACUCGACGCAAAUGACCUUGACACUGACAGUAAGCAAAUUUCAUUCACGCUAAGUCAAACUCCACAGCACGGACUUGUUCAGCAUACGUUUACUGACUUGAAAAAAGGAAGCAGUUUCAAUUUGAUGGAUAUCUCUGAUGGCAAAGUGUCAUAUACUCACAAUGGGGAUGAAACGACAAGUGACUCUUUUAAAUUGGAUGUUAGUGACGGUGUUCAUGUUGUAACAAUCACUGUGAAGGUAGCGGUAAAGCUUAUUGAUGAUGAGACACCAAUGCUCAGCCUCACAAAGGGCACCUUUGGCUCUCGCUUGGAUGUGCUGGAAAAUGGUGCCACAGAAAUUACCACCAGUGUUAUCCAGGGAAAAGAUGAAGACACUGAUGACCUGAGGUUGACGUUCAUUGUGGAAGAAGCCCCUAAGUUUGGAGAAAUUCUGGUGAGUGGAGUUUCCUCAAGCAGAUUCACCCAAGCUGAUAUCAUCAGUGGUCUGGUCGUGUAUGCUCACACCAGCAGUGAGAUUGGUCUCACUUCGAUAGAAGACUUUUUCAACCUGACCCUCUCUGACAUGUCUGAUGAGUGGACUGUAGGGGGUAACCAAGUAAAUGGAGUCGGUGUUCACGUCACCAUUCUGCCUGUAGAUAACCAGACUCCAGUGGUCACAGUUGGCCCUACCUUUACCGUCUUUGAGGGGGAUAAAAACACAAUUGGUAGGCAUCAUAUUAUGGUUGAAGAUGCAGACACACCAAUUGAGGACAUCCUGUGCACCAUCAUUGUUCAGCCUACAUCAGGAUAUGUGGAGAACAUCUCUCCAGCACCAGGCUCUGAAAAGUCAAGGUCGGGAACGGCAGGAAGUGCUUUUACCAUCAGAGAUGUGAAUGAAGGUCAUAUUCAUUAUGUCCAAAGCAUACAUAAAGGAGUUGAGCCAGUGGAGGACAAGUUCACAUUUAGAUGUUCAGAUGGUGUGAAUUUCUCAGAGAGACAGUUCUUUCCAAUUAUAAUUAUUCCCACCAAUGAUGAAAAACCGGAGAUCUUUAUGCGAGAGUUUGUUGUAAUGGAGGGUAUGAAUGUUAUCAUUGACAUGACACUCUUGAAUGGAGUCGAUGCUGAUGUUCCUGCAGAAGAAUUGACAUUUAUCAUCACCAAACCCCCAAAUCAUGGGUUCAUCCUCAAUCAGCUUGCAAGUGGCUCUGUCCCAAUCACAAAUUUCACUGUGGAGCAAAUCAAGGAAGCUUCUAGCAUAAUUUAUGAGCAUGAUAAUUCUGAAACCACUGAAGACAAGUUUGACGUUCUUCUUACAGAUGGGAAACAUUCAGCUGAGGCCACCAUCAUGAUCAUGAUUAUCCCUGUGGAUGAUGAAACACCAAGGCUUGCCAUUAAUGAUGGGCUUGACAUCGAGAUUGGUGAGACAAAACAGAUAAACAGUAAAGUACUAAAAGCUACUGAUCUGGACUCAGAUGAUGAGUCUCUUACUUUCAUCAUUCGCUAUGGCCCCGGUCAGGGCUUCCUUCAUAGAAAAUCAGCAGGAUAUGUGGAGAAAAGAUCUGCUGGGUCUCUAGAGAACAUAACAGUUGGCAUGAACUUUACACAAAACGAGGUGAACAAGGGUCUCAUUUUGUACACUCACAAUGGACAGGAAGGCAUUCGAGACCUUAUAAAGUUGGAUGUAACAGAUGGCAUAAAUCCUCUAAUUGACAGAUACUUCUAUAUUACUGUGGGCAGCAUUGACAUGGUGUUUCCUGAUGUCAUCAGCAAAGGGGUGUCUCUUAAAGAAGGUGGCAAAGUGACACUCACAACGAACCUCCUCAGCACUAGUGAUCUCAACAGCCCUGAUGAGAACUUAGUCUUCACCAUCACAAGAGCCCCGGUGAGAGGGCAUUUGGAAAGCACAGAUUCGCCAGCCAUGCCUAUUGUGUCCUUUACCCAAUUACAGCUGGCCGGAAGCAAGAUCUACUACAUUCAUACUGCUGAUGAUGAAGUCAAGAUGGACAGCUUUGAGUUUGAGGUGACCGAUGGCUACAACCCUGUGUUCCGCACGUUCCGUGUUUCGAUUGUUGAUGUUGACAAUAAAAAGCCGGUACUGACCAUUCAUGACCUUCAAGUGACCGAGGGACAGACCAAACUCAUUACGCCCUUUGAGUUGACCGUUGAGGACCAAGACACAGCUGAGCACCUUCUCAAGUUUACCGUCACCCAGCUACCCAUUCACGGCAAACUGCUCUUCAAUAACAGUCGACAGGUGACUUCAUUUACAAAGCAGGACCUGAAUGAGAAUAUGAUAAGCUACAAGCAUGAUGGCACAAAGUCGGACAAGGACAGCUUUUCUUUUACAGUCACUGAUGGCACCCAUUCCGAUUUUUUUGUCUUUCCUGAUACCAUUUUUGAGACCCAAAGGCCUCAGACCAUGAAGAUUACCAUUGUGUCAGUGGACAACGGUGUGCCACAGAUUGUGGUUAACAAAGGUGCACCGACUUUAAAGGUCUUGUCCGCAGGUCACUUAGGUUAUCAGAUCACAAGCAAAGUCCUGAAGGCAGUGGACAGAGACAGCAGCCCUGAGGCUUUGGUUUUUCACAUUACAACACAGCCAGAGCAAGGCUACCUGAUCAGCCUGGACCGAGGGAAUGACUCAAUCAACAUCUUCACACAAGCUGACAUAGAUGAUCUUAAGAUCUGCUAUAUCCUAAAGGACGAGAACAAUGCCACCAGUGACGUCUUUAGUUUCACCGUGGAGGACAAUGGAGGGAACAAACUGAAGAACCAGCAGUUUCGUCUGAACUGGGCUUGGAUUUCUCUGGAGAAACCAAACUAUGUGGUGGAUGAGCAGGACAAAGUUCUCGAGGUGAUCCUAAGACGUAGAGGUUUUCUAGGUGAAACGUCUUUUGUUGGGAUUGGUACUUUGGAUGGCAGUGCCGAGAAGGAGAAGGAUUUCCUGGGAAAAUCACAGAAGCAGGUGCAGUUUAACCCUGGCCAGACCACAGCCACAUGGAAAGUGAGGCUUCUCUCUGAUGGGAAAUACGAGCAGUCCGAGACGUUCCAGAUUAUCCUGACUGAGCCAGUGAUGGCUGUUUUGGAGUCACCAGCAAUAGCCACAGUUGAGAUUGUGGAUCCAGAGAAUGAGUCCACGGUGUUCUUUCCUCAGGCCAGCUUUGCUGUGGAAGAAGAUAUUGGAGAAAUCCUGAUCCCGGUGCACAGGAGAGGAGACGUCAGUGAGGAGCUGCUAGUGGUCUGUCACACUCAGCAAGGCUCCGCCACAGGAACCGUCCCCACUUCUGUUCUGUCCUACUCUGACUACAUCUCCCGUCCAGAGGAGCAGGCCAGCAUUCUGCGCUUUGAUAAGGACGAGACGGAGAAGCACUGUCGUGUGGUGAUCAUUGACGAUUCGCUGUAUGAGGGAGAGGAGAGCUUCAACGUGACCCUCAGUAUGCCUAUGGGAGGCUGUCUGGGGCCAGAAUACCCCACUGCGCUUAUCCGCAUACUGCCAGACCAGGACGACGCUCCUGUGUUCUAUUUUGGCAAUCAGGAGUAUAACGUCGAUGAGAGCGACAGCCACGUUGAAGUCCAUGUGUGGAGGACAGGGACAGAUCUUUCUAAAAAAGCUAUGGUCACUGUGAGGUCCUGCAAAACAGACCCAGUUUCUGCUGAAGCGGGGGUGGACUAUGUGGGAAUCAGCAGAAACUUGGAGUUUGCACCGGGUGUGAGCAUGCAGACGGUCUGGGUCACCAUCCUGGAUGACCUAGGCCAGCCUGUUCUGGAAGGGACAGAAAGAUUUGAGCUUAUUCUCCGGAUGCCCUCCAAUGGAAUUCUGGGAGAGCCAGCGAAAGUCACGAUCUUUAUCAACGACUCCAUUUCAGACUUGCCAAAAGUGCAGUUUAAACAGGCUGUGAUGACUGCAGAGGAGAGUGAAGGUCACAUCACUGCAAUGGUACACCGCAGCGGAGACAUCAUACACAAGUCCACUGUACGCUGCUACACCCGGCAGGGCUCUGCACAGGUGGUGUUCGACUUUGACGAGAGACCCAACACUGACACGUCCAUCAUAACUUUCUUGCCCGGUGAGUCUGAAAAACCCUGUGUGCUGAAGCUGGUGGAUGAUUUGAUUCAUGAGGAGGAGGAGGAACUGAGGCUGGUUCUGGGGAGCGCGAAGAGCGACUCGCCAUACGGAGCAUCCAUAGGCAACCAGAAUGAAACGCUCAUCAAGAUCAAGGACAACACUGACAAGCCCAUCAUCAAGUUUGCCAAGACAAAGUUCAGUGUUAGUGAGCCAAAAGAGUCGGGGCAGAUGACGUUGGUGAAGAUCCCUAUCCACAGGACGGGAGACGUUUCGAAAGUGUCCCUGGUGAGGGUGCACACGAAAGACGGCUCUGCCAUAUCUGGAGAAGACUACCAUCCCAUCUCCCUCGAUGUUGAGUUUAAAGCUGGUGAGAUCGAGCAUGUAGUGGAAGUGGAGGUUUUGUUUGAUGGCGUAAGAGAGAUGAGAGAGGCCUUCACUGUCCAUCUGAAACCAGACGAGAACAUGGUUGCUGAAAUCCAGAUGACUAAAGCCAUAGUGUACAUUGAAGAGACCAACAGUAUGGCUGAUGUCACGUUCCCUUCACUGCCUCAUGUUGUGUCACUGCUGCAUUACGAUGUUGUCAGACGAACCAAAGAAAAUGCUCACCCACCCGCUGGAUACCCUGUCGUCUGCGUCACGGCCUGCAAUCCCAAAUAUCCCGACUAUGACAAAACAGGCUCCAUCUGCAUUAGCGAACGCAUCAACGAUACACUGACUCGUUACCGAUGGCUCAUUAGCGCCCCCAGUGGUCCGGAUGGCGUCACCAGCCCCAUGAGAGAGGCUGACUUUGAUACAUUCUUUACUUCCUCCAAGAUGAUCACCCUAGACUCCAUUUACUUCCAAGUGGGUUCUAGAGUGCAGUGCGCAGCCCGUGCUGUGAAUUCUAACGGGGAUGAGGGGCUGGAACUGAGCAGCCCCAUUGUGUCUAUUAGCAUGGAAGAAGGGAUGUGCCAGCCACGUAAAUUGGGCACAGUAGGUGCUGAGCCCUUUUCUGCCAAACUGCGUUAUACAGGUGCUGAAGACCCUGAAUAUGCCAAUCUCGUCAAGCUUACUGUCAGCAUGCCCCACAUAGACGGCAUGCUCCCUGUGGUCUCCACUCGUGCACUGUCCAAUUUUGAGCUGACUCUGAGCCCCGAUGGCGCUCGCGUGGGAAACCACAGGUGCUCCAAUCUGCUGGACUUUAAUGAGGUGUCCACACACCAUGGAUUUCUAACCAAGGCCAGCCGGAAUAUAGAGAGCAUCGGAGAGACUCUGCCGUAUCAGUACAGCCCCGUCCUCAGAGGCCAGAGCACUCUACGCUUUUACAGGAACCUGAACUUGGAGGCCUGUCUGUGGGAGUUUGUGAGUUAUUAUGACAUGUCUGAGCUGCUCACAGACUGCGGGGGAACGAUCGGAACAGAUGGGCAGGUGCUGAACCUGGUGCAGUCAUACGUGACCCUGCGAGUUCCUCUCCACGUCUCUUACGUGUUUCAUUCCCCUGUGGGAGCUGGAGGCUGGCAACACUUCGAUCUGCAUUCUGAACUGCGGCUCACCUUUGUGUAUGACACUGCCAUCUUGUGGAGGGAUGGAGUCGGCAGCCCUCCACAUGCAGAACUGCAAGGAGCUUUAUAUCCAACCAGCAUGAGGAUCAAUGAGCAGGGGAGGCUUGUGGUGAACUUCCGCACAGAGACUCGCUUCAGGGGGUUGUUUGUAGAGGCACAUUCUGCAGCGAAAUUGAGGGGUCAGAAGACUGCAGCAUCCCCUGUGAAGUCCAUUGUAUUGAGUGCAGACCACCCAGGCUUGACCUUCAACCUCACUCUGGUUAGGACUGAGCUGACCUACAGCCAGCCUGUCCAGCAAUGGAUGUUCAUUUCAGACUUUGCAGUUCGAGAUUAUUCAGGCACAUACACAGUGAAGCUGAUCCCCUGUACAGCAGCGCUGAAUGUGGAGUACACUGUUCCUCCGGUCUGCAACCCUAGAGAGCCGGUUACUUUUGAUCUUGAUAUCCGCUUUCAGCAGGUGAGUGACCCUGUCGCGGUGGAGUUCAGUCUGAACACACAGAUGUUCUUGUUGUCUAAGAAGGCGUUGUGGUUGUCAGAUGGAUCUAUGGGCUUCGGUCAAGAGAGUGAUGCGGCUUUCUCUGAGGGUGACACAAUCUAUGGACGGGUGAUGGUGGACCCUGUGCAGAACUUGGGUGGCUCUUUCUACUGUAACAUUGAGAAGGUGUAUCUGUGCACCGGCGCUGAUGGAUAUGUUCCUAAAUACAACCCCGCCAAGUCUGAGUUCGGAUGCCUUGCAGACUCUCCAUCCCUGCUGUACAGAUUCAAAAUUAUUGACAAAGCGCAGCCAGAGACUCAGGCCAAGAGUUUUGGGGACGUGAGUUUCAAGGCCCUGCUGGCUGUAGAUGACCCCUCUGCCCUCUCUCUGGUGAAGCAGCCAGGAUCUGACGGAUUCAGACUGGAUUCUACUCCUCUUUUCCAGGUGGCAGUAGGAAGGGAGUGGUUCAUUCACACCAUCUACACUGUGCGUUCAAAAGACAACGCCAAGCGUGGCAUUGGCAAGCGAAGUGUAGAGUACCACUCAAUAACAUCAGGUGACCUUGUUCCAGCGGAGGCCAGAGGACGCUACAGACGGUCCAACAGAGAAGUCCCGAUACUGGCGGAGGAGAUUGGACCCGAGAACAACCGAGGAACGAAUAUCAUGCACAUCGCUCUGGACCGCAGCCGUCGGCGCUCUGCGUCUGGGGAGGAGCUGUUCGCAGACGGACUGUCUCCACGGGAGGUCAGUGGACGAGGUGCGGAAGAGGACGCUGUGACUGUGGCAGGAGCCGUCGUGGGACUGCUUCUCACCGUCCUCGUGGUUAUAGUGUUGGCACUGAUGGUUCGCUCAAGGUGGACGCCUGUGAAAAAGGCCCCAAGAGUCUCGUCCAGCCUGCAGCCUGUUAUAUUUAGAAGUAGCCUUGAUAAUGGUGACAGCUCAGAGGUCUGAAGGACUAAUGGACUACUCGGAGAUCCUACUGUUCUCCUUUGUCAUACAUGGGAUCAAUUUGUUUUCUUUUCUUUGUUUUAAACAAGUGCCUCUGACAGGUUUUAUUUUACGGAGAACUCACGACCCAGUUCAUCACCAGCCCAAAGAAAUCAUUUUAAAUUACUUUUUAUGUUGUAACUCUGAAUUUUUGCUUGUCUAAUAAUAGAUUGAGGUUUACCCAGUGUUCAGAGUUCUCAGGGGUCCCAAUAGUGCCCUACCCACUUUUUUGGAAGUAGACUAGAAUGUGAAAGAAAGAAUUAUCCUUUAAAUAUUAAUCAUUUUAAUAUUCUUUUAUGCCAGUGGAUAUAUU